Messenger RNA from [Torrubiella] hemipterigena, 4594 nucleotides. Lineage: Eukaryota; Fungi; Ascomycota; Sordariomycetes; Hypocreales; Clavicipitaceae. The record is from the annotation of a GenBank genome assembly.
GAAAAAAAAAGUUGAGCGGCUUUCAAACUGCUUACCACUGUGGAGAGCUUGCAUCAAACAUCACCGCCCUUUACGCGUUUGCCCGGGCUUCUGCAUUUCUUUUCUGCUGCCAGCGGCUGCAUUGCAAACAAGACAAGGAAGAAAAGAAAAAAGAAAUUAAAUAGAAGGAGCUCCGGAUUUUAUUCCUUCUCCUUUUGCAUUUCUUUCUUUUCCAAGUUUCCUUAUUUCUGUUCUUCUUUCACUUGCAUAGGCUCCGAAAUACCCCGCCAUCCGCCCACAUCAACACAAAUCAUCACCACCAUGGAGGACCAACUAGCACAUCUUCUCGCCGAGGCCCAGCGCAGCGAGCAGGCUCCCCGUCAGCAGGCCGAAAUAGAGCUUAAGCGUGCCCAGACAAACCCUGCCUACCCGACGGCACUCGCCAACAUUGCGUCUCACACCUCCAUCAACACCGGCAUCAGACAAGCUGCGCUGAGCACGCUGCGUCUGUUCAUUCAGAACAACUGGGCCGUUGGGGACCCCUCCAAUGAGAACCCGAUCCCUAUUGCCGACGAGACGAGGCAGGUUCUGCGCCAGACACUGUUGGACUUGGCUGUGAGCUCCGAGAACGACCGCCUUGUAAAGGUGGCCACCAGUUAUGCUAUUGGCAAGAUUGCUAUCCACGAUUUUCCCGAACAGUGGCCUACCCUCCUCCCCACCGUCCUCAGCGUCGUCCCCAACGGCAAUGACUCUCAGCUGCACGGUGCACUCAAGGUCCUCGGUGACCUGGUCGACGAGAGCUUGAGUGAGGACCAGUUCUUCUCCAUGGCCCGCGAAAUUGCAAAGACGCUCACCGAAGUUGCUAUCAACGAAUCGAAGAAACCCACACUCCGCGCCCUCGCUAUCAAGGUCUUCUGCGGCUGCUUCGACCUCAUGGACAUGGUGAAGGAGGACCACGCCAAGGAGGUUAAGGCCUUUGCCGAGGAGGUCCUGACGGAAUGGAACCCUCUGUUUAUUAGUGUCCUCAAGGCUCCUCUGCCUCAGGAGGAGGGCAGUACGUUCCAGAGACAGCCUUCCAGCUGGAACCCCGCCAUCGCGCUCAAGCUUCAGGUUGUAAAGACGCUGUUGCGCAUCCGCCGCGUUUUCCCUACCGUCUUGCUUCCUCAGAGCACCACCCUGUUUACGGCUGUCUGGGAGGAACUCAAGAACAUGCUGCCUUACUACGAGCAGCUCUACCUCAACAACGAGGCUCAGGGCCGCCUGGAGGACUCCGACGGCCUUGGCUAUACCCUCGACUUCCUCAUCUUGGAGGAGCUUGACUUCUUGAACCAGUGCUUCCGUGCUGCCCCCGUGCAGGCUGAACUCGACGGCCAGCUCCAGGCCCACGCCUCUGCUGCUGAUGUGCCCUGGAUGAUGGAGAUUAUGCAGAUGCUCGUCGGCUACUCUCGCGUUAUGCGCGAAGAGGAGGGGCUUUGGGAUAUUGACUGCUCGCUCUACCUCGCCGAGGAGACGUCUGUCUCGGCCAACUACACGCCUAGAAUUGCCGCUGGCGAUUUGCUCAUCAAGAUGGGCGAGUGGUUCAAGCACAAGACUCUCGAGGGUCUCUUUGGCUACACCAAGAGCCUCUUCCAGGGCGAGGGUGCUGGAUGGCGUCCCCAGGAGGCUGCCCUCUACCUGUUUGUAAUGCUCGUCUGCGACUUCCAGGAUCUUGGCAAGCCUAUUCCCGCUGAUAUUGCUGGUGCAUACCUUGAGCUCGUCGAGUUCUCCAUCAACAGAGCUGACGAACCUCUGCUGCGCGCCCGCGGCUUCCUCGUUGCUGGCGCCGUUGGUCGUGCCUUUGAGACCCCUCCUGCUCUCAUCGACCGUAUGAUCCAGUCCAUUGGCACCGAGCCCUCCGAGGUGGUCCAGGUUGCCUGUAUCAAGGCCGUCGAGAACCUGAUUAGCGCCGGCAAGGUCACCUCUGACCGCCAGGUUGCCAUUAUCUCUGCCAUCCAGCACUACCUCAACAACAAGGAUGCCGAAGAGCUGGAGGAGGCUGACGAACUUCUUGUUGUCCUCGCCGAGGGUCUUCGCGCCGCCAUCAGCCUCAACACAAGAGUUGCUCUCUCUACUGAGGUGCAGUCUGUGGAGCUUCUCUUCCUGCUCGCCAAGGUUGGCGCCAGCAACUUCCAAGUCACCAUGUUUGUGGCUGAAGGCUUUGAGGAAAUCGUCGACAGCCUCAACGAUCCCGAGUCUUUCAAGGUCCUUUGCUCCAGAGUCCUGCCCGGCUUGACUGCCGCGUACGACUCUGUCGACCCCAAGAGCGACGACCCUCUCGUCACUGUUGCCACUGAGCUGUUGGCUGUCAUGACAGAAAACGCCUCCAGCCCCCUUCCCGAGGGCUACGUCGCUGCCGUCUUCCCCAAGCUGUCGCGUCUUCUCAUGGAGACUUCUGAGGGUGAGAUCCUCCGUCCUGGUUCUGAGACUAUCAAGUACAUGCUUGUCCACGACCACCAGCAGGUUCUCACAUGGCAGGACGAGUCUGGCAGCUCUGGUCUGGAAGUCUGCCUGCACAUUGUAGACAGACUUUUGGGCCCUGCCAUUGAAGACACCUCUGCCUCUGAGGUUGGUGGCCUCGCUGCUGAGCUCGUGGAGAAGGCGGGUCAUGAGCGCCUUGGUCCUUUCUUGCCCCAGCUUCUCCAGGCUGUUGCCAACCGCUUGGCUACUGCUCAGGCCGCCGCUUUUAUCCAGUCCUUGAUUCUCGUCUUUGCCCGUCUUGCCCUCAACGGCGCCCAGGAUGUUGUCGAGUUCCUUAGCCAGAUUCAGAUUGAGGGCGAGAACGGUCUUCAGGUUGUCAUUGCCAAGUGGCUCGAGAACUCUGUCAGCUUUGCUGGCUAUGACGAAAUCCGUCAAAACGUCAUUGCCUUGUCCAAGCUCUACUCGCUCAACGAUGCCCGCCUCUCGCAGGUCCAGGUCAACGGUGACCUUGUCCCUGCCGAAGACGACGGGUUGAUCAAGACUCGCUCCCGAGCCCGCAUGAGUAUGGAACCAUAUGACCCCCCUGGACCACCACUAACGGAUGUAGACCCCGACAAGUACACCAUCAUCCCUGCCUCGCUUAAGAUUAUCAAGGUUCUUAUCGAAGAGCUCCUCUCUGCGUCUGGCGCUCGUGCCACUGCUGCCGCCGCCGCCCACGCUAUGGCCAACACAGACGAUCUCGAUGAUGACGACGGCGACGAGGGCUGGGAGGACGACAACGACAUCAUCGACCUCACCCUGGGUGGUACGAAGUCCGACCUCAUGUCGUUCAUCGAGGCCGGUGGCCACCGCCAGCGUGACGACGAGACGCAAGCCUUCCUCACCGAAUUCUUUGUCUCAGCUGCCCGUGACAACAUUGCUAACUUCCAGGAGUGGUACAACUUGUUGACUGAGGACGAAAAAACCAAGCUCAACCAAAUGGCCAGCCCCGAUGGUCAGUAAGAGGCCUGUCUGGCAUACAACAUCAACAUCAACCAUAGACAAAAUACCAAAAAAGAAUACAACAAGAAGGUUAAAAUUAAUGAGGGCCGAAGCCAUUAUGAAGUUAAAAUGAUGAAGGGAAUAUGGACUGUGACAGACUUCCAGUAAGGCAGACCCCUGUGGGCAACAUAAACAUUAUUACACUAUUUUAUCAAUUUCUUUUCCCUCCAAAUAUCAUAACUCGUGAAACCAUGGUAAGCGUACAAACUAUAUCUUCAUUCUUUAAAUAAUAUCUCCUCCGCCUCCAAAGGGGUUACUACCACCAAAGGUGUUGCCUCCAAACGGACCACUACCACGUCCAGGUCGAGGACCACCACCGGGACCUAGAGGAUCCCAUCGAGCACCAGGAGGAGCUUGAGGAUGAUAUCCGUCGCCUGAGCCGGGGAACCCACCGCCGCCUUGGCCGCCAAACAGAGGAUCGUCAAAUGUCGGGUGCAUUCCCGACCCACCGGGCCCUCCGAGCCCUCCUACACCAGGAAUAAACGACGGACGAAGAGGGUCAUGCGGCCCCAGACCCGGCGGAUGCAAAUCAUCAUGGCCAAUAUUAAACGGCGAGCGGCCCGGCAUGCGCAGCGCGCCACCAGCUCCAGGCGGCCGGUUCAUAUCGUACUCGUCGUCAAAGCCCGGUGGCGGGAAAUCCCCCAUAGGCACAGGUGGUCGAGGUCUCGCGGCAUCAGGGAGUGGUCCAGGCUGAGGAUAAACACCUGUUGAUGGGUCACCCGCAAAAGGUCUGUUGGGGCCGCGCGCCUCCUGAUCCCGGCGCUCCUGUGUCGCUUGCUGCUCGGCAUCUCUUGUCUCUGUCUCUGUGUAUCCUUCCUGCUGUAGACGCGGGAUGAGGCGCUGGACAAUCUGCUCACGGAGGUCGGUGAGGAUGCUCUCAAUGGCCUCUGCGGAUGUGAAUGCGGCACGGAGGCGCGCGGGGAGGUCGGAGCGGUCUUCUUGGCCGUUGUUGAGGGUGAUGCGCAGCGGGAGCGCGGAGGACGAGACAACGUCGCGCGUGAGGCGUUCAAAGCGGUAGAUGGUCUCGGCGCCGGCGGCGAGGCCGCGGAUUUCGACUUUGGCGCCCAUGCGGUCGAUGCGGAAGAUGAAGCUAAGGGCGGACUGCUUGUGCUUGUAG